Ziziphus jujuba (common jujube) is the source of this 1238-nucleotide messenger RNA. Its product is annotated as rRNA 2'-O-methyltransferase fibrillarin 2. The record is from RefSeq and is a predicted model, not a curated record. The transcript is spliced from 7 exons. Gene Ontology annotation, cellular component: box C/D methylation guide snoRNP complex; nucleolus; small-subunit processome. Gene Ontology annotation, molecular function: histone H2AQ104 methyltransferase activity; RNA binding; rRNA methyltransferase activity. Gene Ontology annotation, biological process: box C/D sno(s)RNA 3'-end processing; rRNA methylation. Lineage: Eukaryota; Viridiplantae; Streptophyta; Magnoliopsida; Rosales; Rhamnaceae. Bases 146 to 1069 code for a protein of 307 amino acids.
ACGCCCUAAAACCCUAAAACGACAAUAUAUAAAGAAAGCGCACAUUCAACCAUUCUUCUAAACUCGGUGCCCCCCUUCUUCCUCUGAUAAACCCCAGCAAAAACCCUAGCAAGCAGACAGCCGCCGUCUACUCACAGACACAGAAAUGAGACCUCCUCGAGGCCGUGGUGGUAAUAGUGGAGGAUUCAGGGGAAGAAGUGAUGGAGGCAGAGGUAGAGGAGGCAGAGGUGGUGGAGGAGACAGAGGAGGCAGAGGCGGUGGUAGAGGCAGAGGACGUGACGGCGGCCGAGGAUUUGGAGGAAGAGGUCGAGGAGCCGGAAGAGGAGGUGGAAUGAAAGGUGGAAGCAAAGUAGUGGUUGAGCCUCACAGACAUGAAGGGGUUUUCAUUGCUAAGGGUAAAGAAGAUGCCCUUGUUACCAAAAACUUGGUCCCUGGUGAAGCUGUUUACAAUGAGAAGAGGAUCUCUGUUCAGAAUGAAGAUGGAACAAAAGUUGAAUACCGUGUGUGGAAUCCUUUCCGUUCAAAGUUGGCAGCUGCCAUUCUUGGUGGUGUGGACGAGAUAUGGAUUAAACCCGGUGCUCGCGUUCUCUAUCUCGGGGCAGCUUCUGGGACCACAGUCUCUCAUGUGUCUGACAUUGUUGGCCCUACUGGAGUAGUAUAUGCGGUUGAGUUUUCUCAUAGAAGUGGUAGGGAUUUGGUUAAUAUGGCAAAGAAGCGAACAAAUGUAAUUCCUAUUAUUGAAGAUGCCAGACAUCCUUCUAAAUACAGGAUGUUGGUUAGCAUGGUAGAUGUCAUAUUUUCUGAUGUUGCUCAACCCGAUCAGGCAAGGAUUCUAGCACUGAAUGCAUCAUACUUCUUGAAAGCUGGAGGUCAUUUUGUUAUCUCAAUUAAGGCCAAUUGCAUUGAUUCCACCGUACCUGCCGAAGCAGUGUUUCAGCAAGAGGUUAAGAAGCUGCAAGCUGAACAGUUUAAGCCAUCUGAACAGGUCACUCUUGAACCAUUUGAGCGAGACCAUGCUUGUGUGGUUGGUGGUUACCGCAUGCCAAAGAAGCAAAAACCUGCAGCCUAGAAGAAGUUAAAACUAUUUUGAUCUAUCUGCUGUUGUGGAAUUUGUGAGGGGGUGAUUGCCCAUGAGAACACAUAGCUUGUUUUGUUUAUGUUGUUGGAUAUUGUGUUAAUUUGUUAGCUGAAUGUCUUUAUAUUUAUAUAGUUUUUUAGUAUUGCAAGAUUGGUCGCUA